Gamsiella multidivaricata is the source of this 675-nucleotide messenger RNA. RefSeq lists its product as uncharacterized. Lineage: Eukaryota; Fungi; Mortierellomycota; Mortierellomycetes; Mortierellales; Mortierellaceae. The coding region runs from base 1 to 675 and encodes 224 amino acids. The record is from RefSeq and is a predicted model, not a curated record. The transcript has a single exon.
AUGCCUUCGCCAUCGUCACAUAUGCUGCGGGACCCGCCAAGGGUCAAUAUCCCUCGUCUCAUCUACAUCUUCCAGAUCUUCCUCGGCCUGCUGGCUCUCGUCACCUGUAUACUCCACAUCGCCUCCACAACCAUGGCCACCAGCAGAGAUAUGCCGCUUCCGUUCCACCUCUCCUCAGACCCAGCAAAAGACAGCCGCCUCGAGCGCAUCAUGCCACCGGCGGUCAUCUUUAUCAUGUACUUCAUCACCUGUAUCCCCAUCCACCAACCAUCCACCACCAGUCCGGGCUUCAAGGGCGUUCUCCAAACCAUUUGUGUCUACCUGAGAUUUGCUCAGGUCCACUUCAGGACAAGCUCCUAUGUCCGGCCGAUCAUCAUGCUCUAUCUUGCACUGCACACUGGCUUCAAGAGCUUUAUUAUCAUCCAAGAGGUCAACAUUUACCGCCUGCUUGGAAAACUCAUUAAUAUCCUCACUACAUUCCUUCCCAAGGCUGUCUGUGCCUCAGCGGAUGGUCUCUGCAGCCUCUACAAGGGCGCAGCAUGGGCGGGAUGUGUGUUGGCAGUGUUGGUGAUCACGGACCUUGUCGUAUCAAGCAAGAAUAAGCAGCUGUUGAUCGAGCACGAAGAGCAGAAGGACAAGCGCGGACCAAGCUCCCCACCGACUUAUGAGCUGUAG